Messenger RNA from Morone saxatilis (striped sea-bass), 3474 nucleotides. RefSeq names its product long-chain-fatty-acid--CoA ligase 1-like. Gene Ontology annotation, biological process: very long-chain fatty acid metabolic process; long-chain fatty acid metabolic process; long-chain fatty-acyl-CoA biosynthetic process. The record is from RefSeq and is a predicted model, not a curated record. Gene Ontology annotation, molecular function: arachidonate-CoA ligase activity. Lineage: Eukaryota; Metazoa; Chordata; Actinopteri; Moronidae. Gene Ontology annotation, cellular component: membrane; endoplasmic reticulum.
ACUCUACUAGCUGUAUUCUCACCGGAAAUCAGCCAUUUCCCCUUCAAAAUAGAGUACAGGGUCAAAAUACACCCUGCGAGGACUACAAUUGCUUUCCAGUGUGCUUAAAAACCCUUCCUGAUUUAACAUCUUAUGCACUCUAGCGUCGUUUAGUCCUACAGAAAGUUAUGUAAAUACAGCGGAUUUUAUUUUGAAAAUCCUGGCAGGAGGUUGAGCUUUGUAACGCCACGCGUGGAGAGGAACAAGGAGCCGGGGACAUCUGCUGCUAACAGGUCCCCUCCCGGCCUGCAUCCCUAAACACACUCCUUCCUAUAACACACACACACUCCUAACCUCACUUCAGGGCCAGCAGAGAGUGCUCAGUAUUAUCAGACACACCCUGCUGUCACCAUUCCAGCCUUACAUUGAUCUAACGCACACACACACACACACACAUUUAUCACUCCACCCACGUACACACACACACACAAACAGGCAGCACCAUGAUGAGCAAGGAGUUCUUUCAGAAGUUGGGGUUGCCAGAUCUGAAUGAAGUCAGCCAGUACAUCAAGAGCGCCUCCACUCCCAUGUUAGUCAGCAUGGGGGCAGUGGCUGUCGCGACAACCUACUACCUGGCAACACGACCCAAAGCCCUCCCACCAGUCUGCGACCUCCGCAUGCAGUCGGUUGAAGUUCCGGGCGGAGAGUUGGCACGCCGAUCAGUUAUGCUGAAUGGAGACGGUCCCUUGACACAUUUCUACGAUGAUGCCACAACAAUGUAUGAGUUCUUCCUCAGAGGGGCCCGAGUCUCCAAUAAUGGUCCCUGUCUGGGCUCCAGGAAACCAAAGCAGCCCUAUGAAUGGAUGUCCUACAGAGAGGUAAUGGAGCGGACGGAGAAUCUGGGUUCAGCAUUUCUUCACAAAGGACACUCCAAGACCAGCGACUCUCACAUUGGCAUCUUCUCUCAGAACAGACCGGAGUGGACCAUCAGUGAGCUGGCUUGUUACACAUAUUCUCUGGUGUCAGUCCCUCUGUACGACACACUGGGAACAGAAGCCAUCGCCUACAUUAUAGACAAAGCUUCCAUCUCGACGAUAGUGUGCGACGUGGUGGAUAAAGUCAACCUGGUACUGGACUGUGUUAAGGACAAGGAGCACUCUGUGAGAACCAUCGUUCUAAUGGAGGCCCCCAGUGCCGACCUGGUCAACAGGGGCCAACAGGCUGGAAUCCACAUCCUCAGCCUGCAGGAGAUGGAGGCUAUCGGGAAGGCCCACCAUCACCAACCAGUGGUUGGCUCAUAUGUUUGAGAGAGUAGUACAGGGAGUGAUGUUAGUGCACGGAGCCAAGAUUGGCUAUUUCCAGGGAGAAAUACUCCGUUGGCUGUCAGAUGACCUGAAACAACACUUGAAGCCGACUGUGUUCCCUGUGGUACCCCGAACUCUGAACAGGAUGUAUGAUAAGAUCUUCGGGCAGGCCAACAGCUCUCUGAAGCGCUGGGUGCUGGGGUUUGCCUACAGGAGGAAGGAGGCAGAGAUAAUGAAAGGCAUCGUGAGGAGAGACAGUAUCUGGGAUCGACUCAUCUUCCGGAAGGUCCAGGCCAGCCUCGGUGGUCGCGUGCGUCUCAUGAUAACCGGAGCUGCUCCCAUCUCCCCUACAGUCCUCAGCUUCCUCAGAGCUGCCAUAGGCUGUCAGUUCUAUGAAGGCUAUGGACAAACAGAGUGUACUGCUGGAUGCACCUUGACCAUGCCCGGGGACUGGAGUGCAGGUCACGUUGGAGCUCCUCUGCCCUGUAACUCAGUUAAACUGGUGGAUGUGCCUGAGAUGAACUACCUGGCUGUAAACGGGGAGGGAGAGGUGUGUGUGAAGGGUCCCAACGUGUUCAAGGGCUACCUGAAGGACCCCGAGAAGACUGUGGAGACUAUUGAUGAAGAUGGAUGGCUUCACACUGGUGACAUUGGAAGAUGGCUUCCGAAUGGCACGCUGAAGAUCGUGGACAGGAAGAAGCACAUCUUUAAGCUGGCACAGGGGGAGUACAUCGCUCCUGAAAAGAUAGAGAACAUCUACACGAGGAGUGAUGCAGUGGCACAGGUCUAUGUGCAUGGAGACAGUCUGCAUGCUGAUACGCACGUGGUGGUUCCUGACCCUGACGUCCUAACGUGGACCAAGCGGACUCUGAAACUGGAGGGCAGCUACAAGGAACUAUGUGGCAGAGCGGAAGUCAAGGCUGCCAUCUUGGAGGACAUGGCACGACUGGGCAAGGAAGGAGGCCUCAAGUCCUUUGAGCAGGUGAAGGCCAUCUCCAUCCACACCGAGCUGUUCUCAAUCGAGAACGGCCUGCUCACUCCAACGCUGAAGGCCAAGAGGAACGAGCUGCGACAACACUUCAGAGCCCAGAUAGACGAGCUGUACGCUGGGAUCAAAAUGUAGAACGAGAGGAGUAGAGCAAAACCGAAGGACAGACACUAGAGCUCUACCAAAGGUGUUUUUUUUUUUAGAUGAAGAAAAAAGGAAGAGGCAGAGAGGGGCGUACAAAAGCACAAAGCAAAUGAAGAGGCCCUCUCGGACCAAAGGCUUCAUCGACCUGUCUUGUCCUCAUGAACAGUAACACUAGAAACAACAGGAGCAGGAGGUGACGCAGCUUUUAAUGGAGCUUGAUUCAGAGCAUUUUGAACAAAAUCAAUGACCUUUAGGAUCUGUGGCACAGAAUACACAACCUCAGAGGGCCCACAGAAGAUUUUAUUCUUAAAAUAAAUGUGUCUAUUGAUGAAGUAGUUUUGCCUAAGCUAUGUACAGUACAAAUUCUGUGAUUGUGUGUUGAUUCUAAUCAGCUAGUUUGUAAUGUUAGCUUCAUAAAGGGCAUUUUUUAAAGGGAAAUAUCAAAGUGCAGCUCUGUAGCAUCAGAUAUCUCAGGACUUUCCGUGUCAAGAAUCGCACACCGUACCUACACACACACACAGACCGUUUAACUCUAAAGGAAGACUCAGACCACUGAAACAAGUUGACUGAGAGUUAAAUUUGGAUCAGGAUUUGUUUGUUUUUUUGUCAGUUGUCAUGAUUUUAUUUUACUAUGUUUCUUGGGUUUGUUAAGUUGCAGUCUAAAAUAGAUUACAGGAUUGUUUCUGCUGGGUCUUCGAAUAAUGAAUAAGCUGUUAGGAUCCUGGGAACCAGCAGAAUGAGCCAUAUUAAAGUAAGUCUAAACAAAGCUAGCUGUACACAGGGAAUUCAGGUACUAAAGAACAAUCAGGACCGGAAACUGUGUCAAUGUUUUAAUUUAUUUAUCACGCUUACACGAAGGGAAGAGAUUUGUUAAAGAAAUCAGCUUUCCUUAUUUAAUUAUUAUAAUAUAGUAGUGUGAAGCAAUACAAACUGAAUAAAAUCAUGUUCAAUAUUUGUGGUUUUAAGUUUAUGGAAGUACAUUUGACUAUGGUCUUGCUGUAAUUGUUUUUACUACCAUCUCAGGUUUGUAAAAAUGUUUAUUAAAAAUCAUCAAAAGAG